AUGACAAUGCGGCUUCUGCCGUUCGCGUGCCACUGCCGAUGCGCUUGCCAAGUCAUUGCAACGCUAGAGGAGGCACAACACACCGAAGAGGCCGGCUACCUCCUCCUGCUUGAUAUUAGGGCGGCAUUUGACUCCCUGUCACAGCCCACCAUCCUCAACAUGGUACGCGAUCUCGGAGUGUCCGGUCUCUUCUUCACGCACGUUACUGCUUUCCACUGUGGUAGAACCAUGCGUGUGCGCAUCGGUAGAGUCCUUAGUGAGCCGUGUCCCGUGAGUGUUGGUGUUCCGCAGGGCAGUGUACUCUGCCUGUUCCUGUUCAACUUCGCCAUGUUUGGCAUCGACGACCAAAUUCGCCAUGCCCUGCCCUGUGAUGUGCGCGUCAUGGUCUACGCGGACGACAUUGCGGGAUUUAUUAUGGGACCCGUACCCAGUGGCUGA
Molecule: messenger RNA, 438 nt
Organism: Rhipicephalus microplus (southern cattle tick)
Lineage: Eukaryota; Metazoa; Arthropoda; Arachnida; Ixodida; Ixodidae
Source: RefSeq, a predicted model, not a curated record